Punica granatum (pomegranate) is the source of this 1537-nucleotide messenger RNA. The record is from RefSeq and is a predicted model, not a curated record. NCBI's taxonomy places the organism in Eukaryota, Viridiplantae, Streptophyta, Magnoliopsida, Myrtales, Lythraceae.
CUCAUCAUCAACUUCUCACUCUCUAAUCUCUUCUUCCAAACCAGUUAUCCGCAAAAACAAUGGCAAAACUCAUCACAACAUUCUCCGACUCUGUCGUAGCGCUCUCAGCUUUCUUCUUCUUCUUCUUCCUUCAUCACUGCCCUCUUCGAGCAAAUGCAGCCAAGUAUGACGUCGUGGAGUUAGGAGCCAUCCCGGGUGGCAAGACUGACUCUUCCGAGGCUUUCCUCCAAGCAUGGAAGUCAGCAUGCGGGUCCAAGGGGCCAGCCACCAUCUACGUUCCGAGUGGAAGGUUUCUGAUAGAGAAGCCGCUUGAAUUCACCGGCCCUUGCAAGGGUGGCCCCAUCGGCAUUCGUAUCGAUGGGACAUUGGUGGCUCCAUCCGAUUACAAGGUGAUUGGGGGUGCGUAUAGUUGGUUGUCAUUCCGGGGUGUGGACGGGGUCUCACUUUCAGGAGGAACGCUUGAUGGGCAAGGCACCGGGUUGUGGAAAUGCAAGGACUCUUCCGAUAGUGAUUGCCCUACAGGAGCAUCGACACUGCUCUUCACCAAUUCAAAGAAUAUAAUAAUCAGUAGAUUAUCAUCCCUAAACAGUCAGAUGUUCCACAUCGUAAUCAACAACUGCAAGAAUGUGAAGGUGCAAGGAGUGAAGAUCUUGGCCGACGGGGAGAGCCCCAACACGGACGGCAUUCACAUCCAAAAAUCAUCUGAUGUGACAAUCUUGAGCUCAAAGAUUGCGACUGGUGAUGACUGCGUCUCCAUCACGCAGGGGACGUCGAAUGUGUGGGUCGAGAAUGUUCUUUGCGGACCUGGGCACGGGAUCAGCAUUGGCAGCCUCGGGAAGGACCUAGAAGAAGAUGGCGUGCAAAACGUGACAGUUACAUCAGUAACGCUGAAAGGGACCACGAACGGGGUGAGGAUUAAGUCCUGGGGCCGGCCUAGCAACGCAUUCGCGAAGGACAUCCGGUUUCAGCACGUAGUCAUGUCUAAUGUCCAGAACCCGAUUAUCAUCGACCAGAAUUACUGCCCCGACAACGAGAACUGCCCCGGUCAGGAUUCGGGUGUGGAGGUCAGCAACAUAACUUAUGAAGACAUUCAUGGGACAUCGGCCACCCAAGUGGCACUGAAAUUCGACUGCAGCAGUGCAACCCCAUGCACCGGGAUACAGCUGAAAGACGUGAAGCUCACCUACAAGAACCGGCCGGCGGAAGCAUCGUGUGUUAAUGCCGAUGGAACAGCUAAGGGGGUCAUUCAGCCUGCUAACUGCCUGGGACAGUAAAGCACUAGAGAAUACUUGAAACAUAUAUGGUGCUAGCUCAUAUGUAUCGACCUGAUAUAUAUAAUAGGCAUAUGGUCCAACCACUGUAUAUCAACAUAGGGUUGUUACAGUUUAAACCUGUCGCAUGAACCGGUGGUGAUGUAUAUGCGCCCGAUCCUGCGAGUAGCUAGCUUCGGACAAGUACUUGUAUAACUUUUAGUAAGACAUCUAGCUAGUCUCUCGUGAUAAUGUUCUAUUCAUAUAUAUGCAAUAUGGGACAUUUC